AGGUAGAGAGACAUCGACUGAGAUGUUUCACAGUUUGUUGGGAUGCUGCUCUGUGCUCCGUGCUCCAUGUCGUGACCCGGUUGAAUUACUGUGUUUACCUGCUCGACGAUGAUUUUGCCUGUCUGUCUGCUUUUUGCAUACCUGCAACACACAAACACAUACAUACAUACAUAUGUACAUACACCGAUCCAUUGAAAUCCCAAUGAGCCGUUUAGUGCACCAAGAGAAAACCUGACGCAAUUAUGAAAUUUGCAUACACAUGGAAACAGGAGUAGGAAACCCAAGCGGAAACACAGUGCGGAAACAGCACAAUUAUUUCAUAUGCAAGCGAGAGCGAGCGAGAGAGAGAGAGAGAGAGGGAGCGAAAGAGAGAAAGAAACGAAAAGAAUGCUUCAAAGUGCAUUUCGAGUUGGUUUCCAGAUGUGACCAGCUGUUCCACAAAUAUCGACAACUGUCGAGGGUGACCAUUUUGGAGUUCGGAAAAAUACCGACGGUUAUGAUAUUGAUUGAAAGUGCUAUCGAUGUUGCUUCGCGGCUACAAAGUUCAACAAAGAUAUUGAAUAAACGAAAAAACUAAAAUGUCCAGUGAGCAAUUAUUCCCACGUGUUCUUAACUACAUAGGCAAACUCAGCAUACAAAGUGAGGAUGUGCGCAAAUUGUUUGGGAAACUGGAAAAUGCGCUGGAAGAAGAGGAGACGCUGUGCAAAUCAAAAGAUGCUCUAAAAAAGGAUAUCGGCAAUCUACGCAUCGAUUUGACGCUGAUUCGCCAAGCUGCCAUCAUAGCCGAGGAGCAGCGUGAGGAGAGCAACAACAGUCUCAAAAUGCUGGACAAUAGCUAUAUCAAUCUGCUGGAAAUUGUGGAUUUCCUUGGCAACGAUCGGAUGAACAAUAUUUUGCGCUUUGCUAUCCUCAGCAGGCAGAUCGAAGUGCAAGAGGAGCUCAAUCAAAUUGAACUGCAGCAGAAAAUCGAUCAUGAUUGCAAAGCCGCCAUGGAACGUCGUAAGAUUGUAAAGGAAUUACGCAAGUGGCAGCAACUGUUCCAGGAUGUAGAGGAGGAAAAUCUCAGCGUUAAGCUGGAAUUACAACAGCUCAACCAUCAUUGGAAAAUCAAAAUCGAUCGAGCAACACAACAACGCAACAAGAAGAUCAUCUCCCUGGUAGAGAUGAGCAAGCAGAUUACCGAAGAGCAAACUUUUAAAGUGCCAAAACCAUUUGCAGUUAAGAGUACUGUCAAAGUGAAACGUAAUGCUCCUAUUGUGCUGCAGUCAGCCAUGGAAUUCCUGAAAAACUUCCAAAUGAAGUCCAAGAUAGCGAAGCCAAACGAGCAGCAACCGUUGCGUCCCAUUUUGGUGUCGCGUCGUUCGUCCGAGGAUGACAGGAAUAUCCAGCCUAGUCCCACAAAACAGGUGCAUUUUGGUCCGAUGCCAGUGCCGUCGUCUUCCGAAAACUCUCGAGAGACGUUUGAAAGUAAACUUGAGGAAAUGAACGAUGACGACGAUAUGGUCGAAGCUUCAGAACGUUCAGAAUUCAAUCUAUCGCAUCUGCCAGAGCGCCCGAUUAUCGAAAAUGUUGAAGUGCUGCCGUCACUGAAAUUCUCUUUCGAUAACGAUAAUGCUGCUUCUGAAGUCUCGACUUGUUCGGACUCGAACAAUGUAAGCAAAUCAAUGGAUACUCUUAGCUUUAAGAAUAUGUUUUCAUCAUCUCAGAUUUGCGAUGACAAGCCAUCGUUGGAAGACCUCUCACAACAGUCAAUGAAUAAUUUUGAAUCUAAUAAUGUUCAUCAAUCGAACACCUUAGAUUUUUCAGCUAUAAAACUUGACUGUAACAAUGAUUUUUUCUUGAAUUUCGAUGACGAUGAUUGCAGUGCAGAUCCGCAAAAUGCCUAUGAUCUUUAAUCAUUUAAAAAUAAUACUUUUCAUAAUUUGCAAUAAUGAAAAACUUGAAAAAU
Molecule: messenger RNA, 1948 nt
Organism: Drosophila sulfurigaster albostrigata
Lineage: Eukaryota; Metazoa; Arthropoda; Insecta; Diptera; Drosophilidae
Exons: 5
Coding region: 579-1895 (438 amino acids)
Source: RefSeq, a predicted model, not a curated record